AUGGACAAUAUUUUCGCCUCGAAUGCAACGCCCGAAUGUGGGGUAGUUGCUGAGGAUCAUCCCCUCGACGCUCGAUUUACUAUUCUACUCAUCGCUGAAAGUUUAGUUUUUCUGCUGGGGGUGCCCGGUAACUGCUUGAUUCUCCGUGUCUACUGGACCAAGACUCGUAAGACCAGCACCGAUAUUCUGAUCAGAGCCCUGGCCUGGGCUGAUCUGGCCGUCUGCUUGCUGAGAAUCCCGGCGAAAGUAAUUUCUCUACUUUUGACCGGAAAGUAUUUGCCGUGUUCAUUAUUUCUAGGGCUCACAGAUGCCUUUAUCGCGGCAUUUAAUGACGUCACAGUAGUCUCGUCAUUUAGCAUUACUGCGGUGAUUGCGGUAGAACGCUAUGACUGCGUAUGCCGCCCGCAAAAACGGAUUUUCAACCCAAGACGGUCUAAGGUAGCUGUGUUGGUCGCAGUGUUGCUUGCAAUUGCUACGAGCGCAGGACAACUUGCCCUGGAUGUCUGUAAAGCAUCAGGCACCAUUCCUCCUUCUUUACAGGUAUACGGAGAGAUUGAAGAGAUUUUCAAGUCAGUUUCAGUUGUGAUUGUGUUAGUGACAAUGGGUGCAUGUUACGGGAAAGUUUACGCCACCAUCCGUAAACACGUCAAGGUAGGGCCCGCACAAGCGUCAACUUCACGAGAUGAAUGCAAACCGAGUGUCGAACGUCAGGUUGUCUGCUCGACACGACCGACACCACCUCCGCAGAAUAAUGAGCUGCCGACACGUGAAUCAUAUGUCAACGAGGCCGUGACAAAGAUCGUUAAUCGAAGAAGCACAUGUCCGACAACUGAAGUAGAUUCCUACAAACGGAAAUCCAGCGAUGCAUGCACGUCUGCUCACGUAGUAUCGUUGGCACAGCAAGACUCCUCUGGCCCUAGCCAACCCAAUGUGAUCGCCGAGCCCAAAGCUAAAACUGCGCCCCAAGACAAUUCUCCAUCGCUGAGGCAGAGCCGUCCAGAGCCAGGACACGCCCCUCGAAGGGUCGGUGCUGCCAAACUGCAGCGUAAGACAACCAGAAUGCUUUUCAUCACCAGUGUGGUGUUUCUCCUGACCUGGCUGCCCUACCUGAUUUACGCUGUCAGAUCGUACGCGUCUCCACAUGAUCAAUUAGCGGAAAUAAUUGAGGAUAUUUCGAUCACUCUUCUGAUUAACAGCGUAGUUAACCCGCUGAUUUACGGCAUCGCAAACAGACGAUUUAGGAAAGAUUGUAAGGAAGUCAUCCCCAAGAUCAAAUGCUGUAAAUGCUCAUAG
This is a messenger RNA of Patiria miniata (bat star), 1293 nucleotides long. Its product is annotated as gastrin/cholecystokinin type B receptor-like. The record is from RefSeq and is a predicted model, not a curated record. Gene Ontology annotation, molecular function: G protein-coupled peptide receptor activity. Bases 1 to 1293 code for a protein of 430 amino acids. Gene Ontology annotation, cellular component: membrane. Lineage: Eukaryota; Metazoa; Echinodermata; Asteroidea; Valvatida; Asterinidae. Gene Ontology annotation, biological process: neuropeptide signaling pathway. The transcript has a single exon.